This is a messenger RNA of Malus domestica (apple), 1415 nucleotides long. RefSeq names its product 1-acyl-sn-glycerol-3-phosphate acyltransferase 3. Gene Ontology annotation, cellular component: endomembrane system. Gene Ontology annotation, molecular function: 1-acylglycerol-3-phosphate O-acyltransferase activity. The record is from RefSeq and is a predicted model, not a curated record. NCBI's taxonomy places the organism in Eukaryota, Viridiplantae, Streptophyta, Magnoliopsida, Rosales, Rosaceae.
UCACGCUGUGUUCUCGUUUCGUUGUGACCCCAAAACGGUGUCCUCUCUGCCUCCCAUUGAAUCUGUGUCUCGUCUCCAAACUCAAAGCCAAACAGCAUUAGAAGCUGCUGCUGCCGUGGCGGCGCCUCACAAUCCAUGGCCAUCCCAGCUAUAGUUGCCAUUGUCCCCAUCGGAGUUCUCUUGGUUCUCUCGGGCCUCAUUGUUAAUCUCAUGCAGAUAGUGUUUUCCAUCCUUGUUCGUCCUGUAUCAAAGAGUAUGUAUAGAAAGAUCAACAAAGUAGUAGCAGAAUUGCUGUGGUUGGAACUCAUAUGGCUCAUUGAUUGGUGGGCAGGCAUCAAGGUUGAAUUGUAUGUAGAUUCAGAAACUUUUCAAUUAAUGGGUAAAGAACGAGCACUUCUCAUUUCCAAUCACAAAAGUGACAUUGAUUGGCUUGUCGGAUGGCUUGUAGCUCAGCGCUCAGGUUGCCUUGGUAGCACACUAGCCAUCAUGAAGAAAGAGAUAAUGUUCAUCCCAUUCAUAGGUUGGUCAAUGUGGUUUUCUGAAUAUGUCUUCUUGGAAAGGCAAUGGACGAAAGAUGAAAAAACGUUGAAGUCAUGUUUCCGAAGACUAGAGGACUUCCCCGGCCCAUUUUGGUUGGCUCUCUUUGUAGAAGGAACGCGAUUUACACAGGCAAAGCUAAUGGUAGCUCAAGAGUUUGCAGCUUCCAGAGGGUUGCCAAUUCCUAGGAACGUCUUGCUUCCACGGACGAAGGGGUUUGUUUCAUUAGUAAGUAACAUGCGCUCAUUUGUUCCGGCAAUUUAUGACUGUACAGUGGCCGUCCCCAACAAUCAGCCACCACCUACAUUGUUGAAAAUAUUAAGACGGCAAUCUUCUGUGGUAAAAUUACAAAUCAGGAGACACUCAAUGCGGGAGUUGCCAGAAACUGCUGAUGGAAUUGGACAGUGGUGUAAAGAUGUGUUUGUUACCAAGGAUGCCUUAUUAGAGAAGUACUUUGCCAAAGGCUUAUUCAGUGACCAACAACUUCAAAACAUUGGCAGACCUAUCAAGUCCUUAAUUGUCGUCGUAUUCUGGUCAAUCCUCCUCGCCUAUGGAAUUUACAAAUUUGUACAGUGGUCUGCCCUCCUAACCUCAUGGCAAGGCAUUGCAUUUUCAGCAACAUUCUUGGUUCUUAUUGGAAUUAUCAUGCAAAUUCUCAUCCUGUCAUCCGAGUCGGAGCAUUAUACACCUCUAACAGUACCCCCAAAAGACCCAGCACAACACCGACUCAUUCAGAAAUGAUCUUCAAGGAUAUUAUACAUAUAUGAAAAAUUAGUAACCGGUCCCUAGUUACUAAAGUUCAUUAACUAAGGCCUUAUUAGUUUUCAUAUUUUGAUCGAAAGUUCCUAGCAUUAAUGUAUUUUAUUAAUGAAUUUACA